UAAAAAGUUUACUUAUUUGCGAAAAAGCCCUUGUAUCUUAUCCCCGUCUCCUCCUCUCUCUCGAGUCUCCACGCCGGCGGCGGCUUCUCCGGUCGAAGGAUUGCUCCGAUGGCUUCGCCGUCGGCGCCACCCUCUCUGCUCUUCCGCCUCCGCCCGACGCCUCGCGGCGGCGGGGGGAUGUGGCCGCUCCGCGUCGUAUCCAAGCGGAGGAGGCUGCGCCAGCUUCUCUCGCCAAGAACCGGUCGCCGUCGGGUGGGAGAGGCAGCGGUGGAGCAGCUGGUGCUACGGUUGCCGGAGACUGGCCGGAGAAGGGGCGAUGGAGGCUUCGCCUGCUCUUGCUCCUUCGAUGACAGCAACGAGUCGCCCCAGCUUCCUCCUGACAAUAAGGAAAUUUUGGACGAUUGGUCCGUGCUUCGCCGGUGGGAUGUGCCAUGGGAAUGGCCAACCAUUUCACUCACCAUGGUGGCCUGUGCAGUAAGCUUUCUUCUGACAGGAAUGGUUGAGCAGGCUGUUCUGGAGUAUAUAGGUUUUGAAGCUGGGGAGGCAACUAUAGAUGAGAAGGCGGAAGUACUCUUUCUGGGGCAAUUUAGCGUGACUGCAGCUGUGCUUGGAGUUAUAUUUGGCAUCACCAAUACCUACCGGCCGUUCUCAAAUGAUAUAUUUCGUUAUGAUUUGAAAGAGCCGUUUAAGCUUGAAAAUGGUUGGCUACUAUGGGCUGGGAUCGGUUUCUUUGCCGCAAUAAUCUCUAUUGCUUUAGCUGGAGCUGCAAUGUCCUUUCUGGGUGGUGAAACUCCAGAGCGAGAGACCGACUCGUUGGUCCUUUUAUUGCCACUAAUUGGCUCGUCUAAUAUUAGCACUGCCUGUUUACUGGGCAUCACUGGGGUUCUUGCGCCGAUUCUGGAAGAAACUGUGUUUCGAGGAUUUCUAAUGGUGUCCUUGACCAUGUGGUUUUCUACUCCAAUUUCUGUGCUUAUCACUGCUUCAGUGUUUGCCUUUGCUCAUCUUACACCAGGCGAAUUUCCACAGCUAUUUGUGCUUGGUAUUGUACUGGGAUUCUCAUAUGCUCAAACUCGCAAUCUUCUCACUCCUAUUAUUAUACAUGCUAUGUGGAACUCUGGAGUAAUAUUAUUGCUAACAGUUCUUCAGGGAUACAAUAUCAAGGAGCUGUUGUUGGCAUCUUGAAGGUUUCAGUUGGUUAUAUUAGUUUUAUAUUGUGCUGCCUUGCAUAUUAUAAAGGCACCUAAGAUGACAAAUACACUCUUAGAUGAUCCUUAUUUUUCUUUUCAGAAUGGUCUAGUAAUCUUUUUAGUCAAGCAAUUUAAGAGUUUGCUCUCCUAUGAUGUCAUCUUUAUUUUUCAGGAGGUUCCAUGCUAUUUUUUGCUCUCAAUUUAAAAGCUGGGUUGUAUGACCUUUGAUCUAAAAAAAUGUGACGGCGUAUUUCAAGGCAACGCAAAACAGAAACUCUGAGUACUUGCUCUGUGGUCAACAUAUGCACUUUGUGGAGUCCAUCUAGAUUAUAGUUUUCUAGUAAUCAUUUAUUUAUAUUUUUUAACCUAAGUGUAGUAGGCUAGUAGCUUCACAUCUCAUGAAUGGUUUAGUUUACAAACAUGUCAAUUGUAAACAGAGGGGGAUCAUUUUCCUUACGAAGGUUAAAACUUUAUAGGAAACCUCAGCAACCAAUUACCAGUAACUCAGUUAAUAGUAAAUGGUGUACUGCCUCUGUUGAUUUAUAUAGGGCAUAUUUAUUUUGGAA
This is a messenger RNA of Oryza sativa Japonica Group (Japanese rice), 1753 nucleotides long. RefSeq lists its product as uncharacterized. The record is from RefSeq and is a predicted model, not a curated record. Gene Ontology annotation, biological process: CAAX-box protein processing. Gene Ontology annotation, cellular component: membrane. NCBI's taxonomy places the organism in Eukaryota, Viridiplantae, Streptophyta, Magnoliopsida, Poales, Poaceae. Gene Ontology annotation, molecular function: metalloendopeptidase activity.